AAAAAUGGGUCCUUGCAUUUCACAUCAUCCAGUCUCAACAGAAAUUGAUAAACGAGAAAGUAUGUGCUUUGAAGAAGGUUAGCUUCAAGAAAAGGUUAAGCCUGAAGAAGCUUAAGCAGAGGCAUUGCCAUUAUCAUCCUAUGAUGAAUAAAAUGUGAUUAAAAUUUAAUCAGGAUUUAGAGGGAUGAAAGCGAGAAAGGAGGUAAGUUACAAUUCAAAUAUCUAGGCUGAGCAAGAAAAAGAGCAAAUGGAAAACACAAAACCAAAAAAUGAAAAUAUCAAACCUUAUAAUGGAACUGUAGAGUCCUGCAAUUAUUUUGUAAAAGAGAAAUUACUUGUAUAUGGAGAGUACAAUUACAAUACAAGAUAUGACGAAAAAUUCUAAAAAUCUAGAUCUUUAACACCUUAUGUAAAAUUUAAGUUGAUAUCAGCUUUUAGAAGAUGGUUCAAUUUAUGAAGGAUAAUGGAUGAAUGGUGUGAAGGAAGGCAGAGGAAAAUUCAUAUAUUCAGAUGGUUCUAUAUACGAAGGCUACUUUUUCUAAGACUAUUAACAUCUUCAUGGGAGAUUAAUUAUGGCAUCUGGAGAUUUAUAUGUAUAUAAUGAUCUCUAGAACCUAGUAAGGAGAUUUUCAGAAUGGCAAUAUGGAAGGCAACGGAAUCUAUAAAUACGCUGAUGGCACAAAAUAUGAAGGUGAGUUCAAAAAUAAUAAGCAAAAUGGUUUUGGCAAAGAAACAUGGCCUGAUGGAACAAAGUAUGAAGGAAGUUAUGAUAAUGGAGUUAAAUAUGGAACAGGUCGAUUUUAAUGGACAGAUGGAUCUAUUUAUGAAGGCAGUGUAGUAAAUGAUCAAAUGGAAGGUACUAAUCUAUUUUCAAUAUUUUUAGGAUAUGGAACCUUUACAUGGGCUGAUAAGAGAAGAUAUAAUGGCAAUUGGAAGAAUAGUAUGAUGAAUGGUUAAGGGGAAUUAUUUUACCCUGAUGGUAGAUAUUACAAAGGUAAUACCAAAUUGAAUAUUUUAGGUUAAUUUCAAAAUGAUCUUAGAAAUGGGGAUGGGACAUUCUUUUAUCGUGAUGGAACAAGUUAUUUUGGAGCAUGGUAAAAUGAUAAAUAACACGGGAAAGGAAUUAGAAAAUAGAAAGGUGGUCAGGAUGAAGAGCAAGAAUGGAAUAAUGGAACUAGAGUAAUUUGAAGAAUACAAC
Paramecium octaurelia is the source of this 1198-nucleotide messenger RNA. The record is from the annotation of a GenBank genome assembly. Lineage: Eukaryota; Ciliophora; Oligohymenophorea; Peniculida; Parameciidae.